GUUCGACAAGUAUAUGGUUGUCGUUGUGCAUUCUCUAUAGCAGAUUUAUAUCGCUUGGUUUCGGGCCUCCCUCUAUGUUUGAUGACUGGUAGGUUGGCAAUUGUUGUAUUAUCCUCUUCCUCGCUUUUAUUAACCUCAUCAGAUGAUCUUUUGUUUUUGAGAAACUGCUUCUUUUCAUUGAUAAAUAUUCUCAGCUAUUGGGCCAUCUUAUCAUCAUCACACUCUACUGCAAGCUGUGUUGCUUGUCUUGCGAGGCUCCAUAAUUGA
Molecule: messenger RNA, 267 nt
Organism: Dentiscutata erythropus
Lineage: Eukaryota; Fungi; Glomeromycota; Glomeromycetes; Diversisporales; Gigasporaceae
Source: the annotation of a GenBank genome assembly